AUGUCUCACCACGGAUAUCGCCAUUCCCGGAUCGGCAGGAUCAUCAAUUCAAAGCAUCGACAUGAGGCUAGUGAAGGAGAUGUGGUGGAUGACUCGAACCCAAUCGUGCAGAACGUAAACGAAGUGCAAAAGCCUCUGGGGUCAGAGGAUACAAUUUUGGCCGAGCCAUGCUACCCGCUGCUGGACAAAGCUUGCCUGGAGAAUAGAGCUACUCUCUCCGAUGACUUCCUGGUAAAGCGACAAGCUGAGUCAUCUCAAACUACAGCUGCAGUGGAGACUGUAGUGCAAGUGGUGGAGAGUGCCUCGCCAACUUGGUCAUCCAUCGGAACGGACUUUCCAAUGACAAAUUCAAGCACGGCUCUUAUUGGGGUGACGAUCUCGGUGGGUGAUACAGUGCUCGUGACCUCUCCAACGGAUUCCCCGAUCACGUCGAUCACAUCAUCUACCACGCAGAUCACUACUACGGCCACAAGCAAGCAGCGUGUACCUAUUUCGUCGCCCAAGAUCUCUUCAGCUGCUAGCUCUCAGCCUUGUAAUUCCACUCCUCUGGUUUCAUACGCCAGCAGCCCCACAACCUCGGCUACGACCAUUACCCCAACUACAAACAGUGUUUACUAUUACCCAACAUCAUCACUGUCAUCUAUAUCAUCAUCAUCCUCCUCAUCCUCAUCGUCAUCAUACUUGUACUCAUCCUCAUCCUCAUACUACGACUACGACUCUACCACUUCGUGGACUGGCUACUAUUCAACCUCGACUCAGUCGCCAUCUUCAUCUACGGAAUCGUAUGGAGGUGCAGUGCACACUGGUACUAGUUCUGGCUCUGGGUCCGGUGAUGGAUCAGGAUCAUCCACGAACACAGGGUCUUCAGGCUCAGGACCUUCCAUCUCCGCUAGAACAUCAAAAAUAGUAGGCGGGGUUAUAGGCAGUGUUGCUGGUCUAGCCUUGAUUUUCGCUCUUCUCUUCUAUAUCCUUCGCCGUCGUGGCUACUUCCAGCGUUUCUUUAAAGACCAGGGAAACCAAGCCCUUCCAUCCAGCGAUGCCGGUACUGCUGCUACCAGGGAAAUGGCCGAGAGACCUUCAAGCGUCUUUACCACUUCGUACCUGGCUCCCGCCUUUAUGAAGCGCUGGCGCCAGUCGACCAUGACAACGAGGACUGAUAGCACAGUCGAUUCCAAUUCUAGCGAGCGCGGUUUCCAAAAGAUCUCGGGCCGGAAGAUACCUCCCGUUCUCACCCACGGAGGAGAUGGCUUUGGCGGUGGAUUAGAUGGUGACUCGCCUACCAUCCCCGACUGUCUGAUUGGUCUAUCUCUCCCAUCCGCUAGUGCAGGACCUAGUGGAGGAAAUUUGUCUUCUCCCGGUGGACAUGGUCCGCCUCCAGCAUCUCCGUAUGGCUCACCACUUGACACGAACUACACACGGGAAGCGGACGAAUUCCCACCCCCAGAACGGCCCAAGAUUCAACUUCCCGUCUCCAACUCAGUGAAUUUCGGCUCUCCCACAAUGGUCACUUCUUCUCCACACCUGAUCCCUCAGCCCCAAAGUGCGGUACCUCAGCAACCGGAUUCAGUGGGACGGAGCCAUCCAAGCUUUGACGGAAGCCGUGGCAGCCGCUUCACGGAGAGUCUAGAUCUGUGA
Penicillium pulvis is the source of this 1635-nucleotide messenger RNA. RefSeq lists its product as uncharacterized. NCBI's taxonomy places the organism in Eukaryota, Fungi, Ascomycota, Eurotiomycetes, Eurotiales, Aspergillaceae. The coding region runs from base 1 to 1635 and encodes 544 amino acids. The record is from RefSeq and is a predicted model, not a curated record. The transcript has a single exon.